This is a messenger RNA of Periophthalmus magnuspinnatus, 3305 nucleotides long. RefSeq names its product leucine-rich repeat-containing G-protein coupled receptor 6 (gene lgr6). Gene Ontology annotation, molecular function: protein binding; protein-hormone receptor activity. The transcript is spliced from 18 exons. Gene Ontology annotation, biological process: G protein-coupled receptor signaling pathway. Lineage: Eukaryota; Metazoa; Chordata; Actinopteri; Gobiiformes; Gobiidae. Gene Ontology annotation, cellular component: membrane. Bases 213 to 3107 code for a protein of 964 amino acids. The record is from RefSeq and is a predicted model, not a curated record.
UAUGUUUUAGUCUGAAAGGCGGAAAAUGGUUUUAUUAUGACCAUGAAUGUAAAAUCAGCAUAAGGCUACAAAGAUAUACCGUGAUGCUAAGGUUAAAAAAACUAUAUACCAGUAUUUAAUUUGUAGGUUGCGACAAAGUCUACUCCUUCUACAGAGCACAGCUGUGAGAGAACCCAGGUGUAAGGUGUAACCAUCCAGGUGUUCAUCGAGACAUGCUGCCUGUGCUCCUGCUCAUCUGUGCGGCCAGACAGGUUUGUGGGUCCAACCCUGGAGCGUGGGGAUUUGGACUCAUCCAGGACAGACAGAGCUCUGUGGCAGCCGAGUGCCCCUCUCCGUGUCAGUGUGAAGAAGAUGGGAUCUUCAUCAUGGUGGACUGCUCCGAGCUGGGACUAUCAGCUGUGCCAACCAACCUCAGCCCUCUAACCACAUAUCUGGACUUGAGUAUGAACAAUAUCAGUGAGAUUCAGCCCAGAGCCUUUCACCGACUGCACCUGCUCUCUGAACUACGUAUCUCUGGGAAUCAGCUGAAGUACAUCUCAGGCCACGCUCUCCAGGGCCUCCACAACCUCAAAGUCUUGAUGCUACAGAAUAACCAACUGGAGAGAUUACCACAGGACACCCCAUGGGACCUGCCCAACCUGCUGUCACUGCGUCUGGAUGCUAACCUACUGUCUGAAGUCCCAUCAGGGGCCUUUAGAGGGGUACGCUCCCUCAGACACCUCUGGCUGGAUGAUAACUCCCUUACAGACAUCCCAGUGACAGCCCUGGACUCUCUGCCCUCACUGCAGGCCAUGACAUUGGCUCUGAACCAAAUCACUCACAUCCCAGACUACGCUUUCACAAAUCUCUCUGCACUCGUGGUUCUGCAUUUACAUAACAAUCAGAUCCAGAGCAUGGGAGCAAGAUGUUUUGAAGGACUGCAGAGUCUAGAGACACUGGACUUAAACUACAAUAACCUCCAGGAGUUUCCAGUGGCCAUCCGAACCUUGAGCAAGCUUCAGGAACUGGGCUUCCAUAACAACAAUAUUAAAGCAAUACCUGAAAGGGCUUUUGUGGGAAAUCCACAGCUCCAGACGAUUCACUUCUUUGAGAACCCUAUUCAGUUUGUGGGAAAAUCUGCCUUCCAGUUCUUGCCCAAACUCCACACACUAUCUCUGAAUGGAGCAACACAGAUUCAGGAGUUCCCAGAUCUUAAAGGAACAACAAGUUUGGAAAUAUUGACUCUCACCAGAGCCGGCCUCUCUGCUCUGCCUUUGGACCUGUGUGAGCAGCUGCCUCACUUAAGAGUACUUGAGCUGUCCUACAAUGAAAUCAAAGUCUUGCCCAGUUUUUACCACUGUUCAUCACUGCAAGAAAUUGGAUUGCAGCAUAAUCUGAUUAAAAAGAUAGAGUCCACUACUUUCCAUCAGCUCAACUCUUUAAAAACACUUGAUCUAAGCUGGAACUUGAUAGAGUGGAUCCACCCAGAUGCUUUUGCAUUUCUUCACUCUUUGGUCAAGCUGGAUCUUAGUGAGAAUCUUCUUCGCUCACUACCAGUUACAGGCUUGGGGUCACUCACCCAUCUCAAAUUAAGAGGAAAUACUGAAUUAUAUGAUGCCUUCAGUCCAGAUAACUUCCCACGAAUGAGGAUAAUUGAGAUGCCCUAUGCAUACCAGUGCUGUGUGUAUGGAUCUUGUGAUGGCUAUAAAGCUGUAAACCAGUGGGACACCGAGCAGAGCAGUACCGACGAAGACCUUCACAAGAGAACUGUGGCCAUGUACCCAAUCCACACAGAAACAAACUAUGACCCUGACCUGGAGGAGUUUCAGCUUGAAAUUGAAGAAUCUAAGCUUCAAACAAGCGUACAAUGCACACCUAUACCAGGUCCAUUCCGCCCAUGUGACACCCUGUUGGGCAGCUGGCUGGUGCGUAUGGGGCUGUGGUCCAUCUCUCUCAUCGCUCUGAUGGGAAACGCUCUGUUGCUGCUCUCCCUCUUCAGCUCUCCAGGAUACCUCUCCCCCCUGCGCUUCACUGUGGCUUGUAUGGGAGCCUCUAACCUGCUCGCAGGAGUGUGCAUGUGCACUCUGGCUCUGGUGGAUGCGCUGACCUAUGGAGAAUUUGGUCAUCAUGGAGCUCACUGGGAGGGCGGUCCUGGCUGUCAGGCCACUGGGUGGGUGUGGGUGUUCGCCUCAGAAGCCAGUGUGCUUCUGCUCACUCUGGCGGCUGUGCAGUGUGGAGUUACUGUGACAUGUGCACGGGCCUAUGGGAAGUCUCCUUCUCUGGGAAGUGUGCGCACAUGUGCACUCUUCUGUCUCACUCUGGCCCUGUCUUUGGCCUCUCUACCUCUUCUGGGAGUUGGGGAGUAUGGGUCAUCUCCACUGUGCUUGCCCUCACCACUGCCUGCCCCAGCCUCUCGACUGCCCUCCUCACUGGGGUUUCCUCUGGCGCUCAUAAUGAUGAACACUCUGUGUUUACUAAUCGUCACAGGCUCAUACAUCCGCCUGUACUGGGAGUUACUCAAAGGAGAGUGCGAUAGUUUAUGGGACUGUGCUAUGAUCAAACAUGUGGCCUGGCUAAUCUUCACCAAUGGAAUGCUUUAUAUUCCUGUGGCCUUCCUGUCUCUCUGCUCCUUGCUUGGUCUGUUAUCUCUGGGGGAUGAGGUUCUUAAAUCAGUUCUGCUGCUCCUUCAGCCUCUACCAGCUUGUGUAAACCCUCUGCUCUUCCUCCUCUUCACUCGAGACCAAUCCCAGUUUUUCCUUUGGCCACACCCCAAAGACCGCCCUCAGCUGCGGCGGGAGCGGACCCUGGACUCUCUGGUUUCCGUGGAGACAGAGAAAAGUUCCUGUUCCGAGUCGUCCACUCAGUUGUCUCUUGGUGAAGCCGAUGUACUAUCCAGUAAAAACUCCUCAGUCCAAACUCGACCGGAUCCAAUCAGAUUUUCACACUGCUCUUCCACCUCCACAUCGUCCUCCAUCCCUCUCAUCACAUGUCAAUUCACUUCUGCCAAUCGAGACAGGACAUCACACAGAGGAAGCCUCAUUGGCGAUGAAUUUUUUAACAAUUUGGAUGAAGAGUUGAUUAAUAACACUUGUCCUCUGUACCAUCCUGCACAUUCUUCUCAUCCUUGAGUGUCAGCUUUCUGAUUUGCAGGGACAUAAGAGACAUACAAGGACUGUCACUCUACAGCAGCAUGAACACAAUAGACCUCAAAAUGAGUCCAUGCAAGUCGGAGGGAAAGUCAAAGUGCCUUUGCUCACAGGGAGCAAGUAAAACUGUCCUGUACAAUGAUGACUGUUAAAGGAGUAUUGGCAUUGCUGUUCUGAUAA